UUGGCGUUGAGCGGUUCAGAGGCUUUUCUUCUUGCUGCGGAGGCAGGCCCUCUUGUCUACUCUCGCUGGUGACCGGAGUUUCCCGGAGUCGGUCGUGGUCUGCUCUGGGGCCUUCUCCGUUUGUCCUUCCUACCCUCCUCCCUUUCCCUCCCAUCCCCCCUUUUGAUUCCCAGGCCCUGCCUUUUGUCCUCUGGGCGGCCGCGAUUCUUUAAAUCCUGGGCCGCGAGGCCGCUAGUCUUCGCUUCCCUGGCGCAGAUGGGCGGAAUCGGCCGCAGUAGAUUGCUCAAUUUGAUGACCAGCUGUUUUGACUGGCUGAAAAGGUGGCGGGACCCCACCAGAAAGGUGACACUUUUGAUGGUGGGCCUUGAUAAUGCUGGUAAAAGUGCAGCAGUGAAAGGAAUUCAAGGAGAGUGCCCCGAAGAUGUAGUUCCAACAGUUGGCUUUUCUAGAAUUGAUCUUAGACAGGGAAAGUUUCAAGUUACAAUUUUUGACUUAGGAGGUGGACAGGAAAUUCGAGGAAUAUGGAAAAAUUACUACGCUGAAUCAUAUGGAGUAAUAUUUGUGGUGGAUUCCAGUGAUGAAAAAAGAAUGAAAGAAGUUAGAGAGACAGUGGCUGAUGUUCUAAGACAUCCCAAAGUAUCAGGAAAGCCCAUACUGGUGUUGGCAAAUAAACAAGACAAAGAAGGGGCUUUAUCAGAAGCAGAUAUAAUUGAACGUUUAUCUCUACAAAAACUUGUCAAUGAGCAAAAAUGUCGCUGUCACAUACAAUCCUGUUCAGCAUUCUGGGGCUCUGGGAAGAAAUUUGACAAGUCCAUAAGAAGUGGUCUUUAUUGGUUGCUGUGUUGCAUUGCAAACGACUUUGAUGCCUUAAAUGAUCGAGUUGAAAAAGACACAAUUGCUCAACGCAUUCUUGAGAAAGUAGAGAGGCAGGAACGAAUUGAGCGAGUGAGGAAACUACGAAGAGAAAGAGAACAAAAGGAGAGAGAGCGUGCGGGAGAGCAUCCUGAGUUUGACAACAAUUUUGAUUCUGAAGUGGAUUUUGAUCCAUUUAUUGUUAGCCCUUUUCAGCCUAUAAAUGUAGUAAUUGCAGAGAAUGAAAAAAGAAGGCAGAGAGUGGUUAGAAAUACGUCCAGCAUUCUUCUGAAAUCUAGCAUAGAAGAGGAGCAGUCUGAGACACAGAGCCAGAUCAGCUGCAGCAGCCAAAAAAGCGGUGAUUGUGCAUUCAUAAACCCUCCUAAGAGGGUGACAUUAACAAAGUGUGUGGAGAAAGAAACUGACACAGGCCAACAGUCCUCUGAAUGCUGUGACUCAGAUUGCAAUAGAAAGAAAAAUAAGAAAUUCAGGUGCCUAAGAAGUCAACGGGUAACACCAAUUAAUACAGGAGAUUCUGAUCCAGAAAUUGUGACAUCACCCCAGUGUCCUAUGUCUGUUGGCUGGGAAAUCCCCAGAGUCACUAGACUUCCAAAACUUGAACCUCUUGGUGAAACACAUCGUAACGAUUUCUAUGGAAAGCCUCUGCCACCAGUGAUUACACCUCAGACAUCUAACAGUGAUAGAGGUGAUUAUUUUAGUUCGUAAUUAUUUUUCAUGUGGUGUUCUUUGUUAAGAAAGACAAGUUAUUAAUGACUAAAUUAACUUAAGGACAGUUUGUUUUUGCAAAGAAGAAAAUAUUCUGAACUUUCGUAACCUGCAGAAAUGACAUCUUUUAGGUUCAUUGAGAUUUCUUCCAGAGAUCUGUUAGUUCCACAGGACCUAAUUCAUCAAUUUUUCUACUUUACAGCUAAGUUACUAUUUAUACUUGCUCUUCAUUAUUUAAAGAGGCAAAGGGAUAAUAUGAUAGGCUUAAAGCAUUUGGAACCAAGUUAACAUAAAAUAUUGACCAUUCAGUUUACAGUGAACAUCUAUAGCAAUAGACCUAAAGGAAAACAACUUUAGGCAAAAAGCAUUUGGACUUGGGACACUUUGAUAUUUUGUUUAAUAAUAAACAGUAUUUCUAUAGUUUACAUCUUUAAAAUAUUUUUUAAGAUACACAUGCAUGUUGGGGUAAAUCCUGGGAAUUAAAAACUAAAGUUUUAAACUAUAUUUUUCUAUUUUAGCAUUAAUAAAAUUUAAGUUUUGCUGUUUUCUGUAGAUUGUCAGUAUCCAUAUUUUGUUUUGGUAGAAUAGAUUUAUUUUGACAAAUAUAACUGUACAAGGAGGAUAUAUUUAUAUGACUUUGUAAAUACAGUAAAUUAUUCUUAAAGUAUCCCUCCUUAUUUGCUCUGAUUUUUUCAUAUUUCUUUUUUUAUAGCAAACCUAAAACUUAUUCUACACCAAAUUAUACUAAUUGAAUAUAUUAUCCAGUGAGAAUUUUCAAUUUUUGUUGAACUGUUUUCUUUGGUUUGAAAGAGAUUUGAAAUAUUUUCUUGACCAAUACAUUUUUUGUAAGUAAAAUUAUAUUCUUAUAUGAAAAUCCAUUUAAAGAAUUCCCAUAUGUUUAACACAUAAACAACAAAUUACUUCAAUGAUCAAGGGUCUGGUAACAUUUUGACUCCUUUCAAAGCUAUACUAUCUCUUUCAGGUUUCCCUCAUUCUUUUUCAGUACAAUUUUUAAAACUUACAGUACCUAAAUUGCAUCAUAAGUUAAUGCAGCUUCCAAAAACAUGUGUCUUAUAGCCAGGAAGUCAGUAGUUGUGACAGUGAGAAAAUCUAGAGCAAUAAAAACAAAAAAUGUUGGGGCAGCUAGGUGGGACAGUGGAUAGAGCACUGGCCCUGGAUUCAGGAGGACC
Molecule: messenger RNA, 2768 nt
Organism: Vombatus ursinus (common wombat)
Lineage: Eukaryota; Metazoa; Chordata; Mammalia; Diprotodontia; Vombatidae
Gene: ARL13B
Product: ADP ribosylation factor like GTPase 13B
Exons: 10
Coding region: 256-1578 (440 amino acids)
Biological process (GO): receptor localization to non-motile cilium; non-motile cilium assembly
Cellular component (GO): motile cilium; non-motile cilium; ciliary membrane
Molecular function (GO): GTP binding; GTPase activity
Source: RefSeq, a predicted model, not a curated record